AUGCCCACCAAUGCCCAUGUCUCGUCUCGCCGCCAUCAACGCCUAUACGGCGUACAAAAAUCCGCUAUCUCUAUCCUGCCGCGCCCGAAGCUCUCUCAGGACGACCUCAAAGUCCUCGCCGCGAAAAUGCGGUCCGCAUAUUGCUGGGACGCCGAUCCCAAAGACUUUCAGCUUCGUGGGGUUCAGGCGCAAAUUGAAGGCACCGACAUAAUUGUGCAGGCCCCUACGGGCGCGGGCAAGACUGCUCUUGCCGCUGGACCCCAUCUAUGGCCUGGAAAUGAAACGAAAUUUACCAUCAUGGUUUGUCCUCUCCUUUCUCUCGAAGAAGAAAUGUGCCAAACUUUUGUUACCGAGUUUGGGCUACAAGCAAUCGCCUUGAAUAGCAAGAAUGGGGCGUGUUCCCCUCGCAUGAUCAAGGACAUACUGGCCCACAAGUACAAAAUUAUCAUCGUCUCCCCCGAAAUGCUUCAGUCGCGCACGUUCACGAACCGCAUCCUUCGCAACAGUCGGUUCAUGAAGGACAUCAUAUCGUUGUUCAUAGAUGAGGCCCAUUGUAUUGUCCUUUGGGGCGCCGACUUUCGCAAGAAGUAUGGCACACUGGGCAAGGUGCGCGCAUUUUUACCACGCGGCACACCUGUGAUCGCUGUCUCCGCUACCCUCUCCCCUCGUGUAGUUCGAGCCAUUUGGGCAUCACUACACUUCUCCCAAUCCGACACCCAGAGCCGCUACGAAAAUGAAGGCAACGACCGUGCGAACGUCGCAAUCGUUGUUCGCGCUUGCGAACAUCCUCUGAACACCUAUGCUGAUCUUAGCUUUGUCAUACCCCCCACCCUUGAGUCCAUCAACGACAUCCCAAAAACGUACAUAUACGUUGACAACAUUGCUACUGGUGGCGAAAUCAUAGACUACCUGAAUCGCCAACUCGAAAAACAUCGCGACCUCGCAACGGCUCCUGCCCCCCUCCAUGACUCGUUUUGCGGCAUCAUCCGCCCUUUCAACGCCACCCUGUCACACCGCUACCGAACGCUGGCAAUGUCCUACUUCCGUGAGGGCCGUAUUCAUGUAUUGGUCUGCACCGAUGCAGCUGGUAUGGGGUGCGACAUCCCGGACAUCGACCGUGUCAUUCAGUGGAAGCUCCCUGCCACCUUCUCGCAGUUUAUCCAACGCGCAGGACGCGCUGCUCGUGGGAGAGAUCGCACUGGGAUCGCCAUUUUACUGGUAGAGCGAUCGGCAUACAGCAUCGAUCUGUUGGCAUCCACCGACAAAGCUACCUCUCUAUCGCGCCCCAAAUUGAAAGGGAAGGCCGUCAACCGCACAGAUCGCCAGGCCGAACAACUUAAGGAGAAGCGCGACAGAGCUGACAUCCGCGAAUACGCACUCGCCCACGGUGUCGCGCGAGGAGGAUCCGCCCGAGAAGACGCCCUCCCGGAUGGCCCUCAGCCCCCCAUCCACGAGGAUAGCGCUGAUGAGGGCCUCUUGACCUUUGUCCAGAGCACCUCAUGCCGCCGCAAAAUAUGGGCGGCAGUAUUCGACAAUUCACAUCCCUUGAGCCCUGUUGUACCCUGUUGCGACAUCUGCGUGCCGUCUCUGUUGGACCGGGCACGGCCACCGUCUCUCCCACCCGAACGACGUGCACGCAAUCCCAAGCGGGGACAACCAGACUGUGAAGCACGGGACAAGCUCCGUGCUUGGAGGAAGUAUAUUUUUCGCAAGCACCAUGCGUCGGCACAAUAUGACCAGACGUCUAUCCUCGAUGAAGAGCUAAUCCUCUUACUCGUCUCGCAUGGUCCUCUCAGCGUCAAGCAAGCUCUCGAUCUUAUCAAAGAUAAGUGGCCAUUCUACGAUAUGUAUGCUGAAGAGCUGGGAGCAUUUCUCGCCGAUGUCAAGGUCAAAUUUAUUCCCCUCCCUACCAAAUCCCGCGGCCAGGAAGCCGCCCUUGUAACUCCCAUCCCUGAACAAGUUCACCUCGCAGCUCCAUCCCUCACUAGGCGAUACAAACGCGCGCCAACUCCCACGUAUCUCUCCCGCGCCAACGAGACCCCCAAGCGUCCGAGAAUAGACCCGUUACCGUCUGCGAUCCCGGUCCCGAAUAGAGGCCCACGACCGCCCAUCCUAUCUCCCACUUUCCCUGCCAUCAACACCUGGUCCUCCCUCAACUCUGUACCGCGAGCACACAUCCCUGCUUCCACCCCUCGCAACUCCGCGCUAUCCGCCUCCACUGGCAACUUCCUUAGGCCCGAAUCUCACACCGUCGCGACCACCAUCACGACCCUUUCCCCAGCACCACCACCAGCCCGCAUCCCAGCCCUAUCCUACUCCUGA
Dichomitus squalens LYAD-421 SS1 is the source of this 2322-nucleotide messenger RNA. Its product is annotated as P-loop containing nucleoside triphosphate hydrolase protein. The transcript is spliced from 6 exons. The coding region runs from base 1 to 2322 and encodes 773 amino acids. The record is from RefSeq and is a predicted model, not a curated record. Gene Ontology annotation, cellular component: cytoplasm; chromosome; nucleus. Gene Ontology annotation, biological process: double-strand break repair via homologous recombination. Gene Ontology annotation, molecular function: ATP binding; nucleic acid binding; 3'-5' DNA helicase activity. NCBI's taxonomy places the organism in Eukaryota, Fungi, Basidiomycota, Agaricomycetes, Polyporales, Polyporaceae.